AUGGUCGCAGACGCUUUGGUUUACCAUCCUGCAUUGGCGCACUACCUGCGUUUUGUCGCGACGACCGUGGGUCGUGACAAACUCCUCCGUACUGUGCAGUACUUUUCGCGUUUCUAUGCUUGGUACCUGUACCGCACCAACCGGCCACAGUCCUCUAUCGACCCCUACAAUGCUGUGAAGAAGCAGUUCGGAACGACGCGUAAGAUCCUACGGAUCGGCAAAUUCGUCGAGCACCUCAAGGCCGCCGCCAUCGCCGCAGACAACAAGAGCCCGAUCGACCCCAUCCUGCGCUACCUUGCCGUCGGUCGUCAGCUGGGAUACGCGGGUUACUUGACCCUGGACACGAUCACCGUCAUUGACACCAUUGGUGUGCGGAAACUCGCCGCCGCCAAGCGGUUGCAGGAGAGUGCCUAUCGGUCGUGGAUGGCUGGUUUGGUCUGUAGCGCUUUCGCCAGUGCUUACACUAUCUGGAGACUGCAGGAGAGGGAGAAGACCCUCGAUCGGAAGGAGGGUGAAGGUGUUGUGGAAGCUAAGAAGAUUGAAAAGUCGGAACGCUCGGCCGCUCGUACCCAACUCAUCUCGGAUCUUUGCGACUUGACUGUCCCCAUUUCUGCGCUGGGCUUUGCCUCCCUCGACGAUGGACUUGUUGGUAUUGCCGGUACCGUCAGCAGUGUGAUUGGUGUGGUAUCUCAGUGGCGAAAGACGGCAUAG
Molecule: messenger RNA, 711 nt
Organism: Aspergillus tanneri
Lineage: Eukaryota; Fungi; Ascomycota; Eurotiomycetes; Eurotiales; Aspergillaceae
Gene: PEX11
Product: PEX11 family protein
Exons: 3
Coding region: 1-711 (236 amino acids)
Biological process (GO): peroxisome fission; regulation of peroxisome size
Cellular component (GO): peroxisomal membrane
Source: RefSeq, a predicted model, not a curated record